CUUGAUGUAAGAUUAUUCUCUAUGUUCCACGAAUCUCUCGGAGUCUCAAUUUUUAAUGUGUUUUAUCACCUUGUUGGAAAAGAACUGCCAACAUCUAUGGUACGGUAGGCCCUGCUGUUCAAUUACAUUAUACGAUGCUUUCUUUCAGGGUGUGACACUGGGUGGGACUGGGAAGGAAACUGAUGAUCGCCAUCCAAAAGUUGGUGACCUUGCACUACUUGGUGCAUGUGUAACUGUACUUGGGAAUAUAAAAAUAGGUGAAGGUGCAAUGGUUGCUGCCGGUUCAAUUGUAUUAAAACAUGUUCCUCCACAUAGUAUGGUAGCAGGUACACCGGCUCAAGUAAUUGGAUCCAUAGAUGAGCAAGAUCCAUCUUUGACAAUGAAUCAUGAUGCUACCAAAGAAUUUUUUAAACAUGCACUGUUGGUUCGAGAGAUGGAAGAUCGAAAUAAGCCAUUGGAUGAUGAAAACGACGACGGUGGGCGUUGAUGUCCACUGCCGCUUGCAAUUUGUUCAAUUCGGAGACUGG
Hibiscus syriacus is the source of this 527-nucleotide messenger RNA. RefSeq names its product serine acetyltransferase 4-like. Lineage: Eukaryota; Viridiplantae; Streptophyta; Magnoliopsida; Malvales; Malvaceae. Gene Ontology annotation, cellular component: cytosol. The record is from RefSeq and is a predicted model, not a curated record. The transcript has 4 exons. The coding region runs from base 56 to 487 and encodes 143 amino acids. Gene Ontology annotation, molecular function: L-serine O-acetyltransferase activity.